GAAAAAAAAUGUGAGAAUUGGAUCUGAUUUCUUAAUCGGCCCAAAUGGCCCAAGAGAGAUCUGAUGUGGAUAGUGGGCUGGAUCCGAAAAUAAUGGCCCAAUAUAGAUGUGUUAUUAAUAUUACUUGAUUGCCCUUAAUGAAACAUGCAAUAUUAAUAAAGAAAGGGCAGGCUAAAGUAAAAAAGACAAUAAGAUCUUGUUUAAUAGUAUAGAUACAUCGAACAAUCCCAUAUUUUAAAAUUCAAAAAAAUAAGAAUCGUGGGGACGUCGUAUCCAAGAUUCGGAUUCAGAUUUGUGAUUGAUUUUGAAAAUAAAAAAUGAUUAGAAAUUUGCAUCUUCAUUAUUUUCACGAUUAGAAAAAUUACACAAAUGGAAAAUUUAAAUUAAUAUUUAGAUUUUCGUUAUCAUCGUACAAGAUCCCGAAAGCACUGUCACUGACAUAAAACACCAAGUUUCUUACCAGUUUCCAGAGAAUCAACACCAGGACCAAUCCACACACACACAACUUGUUUCUUUAAAUAUAAGCAAAAUAAAAUCACAUCAAAUCAGCUCUUGAUAUUUCGUUAUCUUAUAUAUCCAUAUAUAAAUUAAAAACUUAAUAUUACAAAUAUUAUAUAUUCUUCAUACAUUCAUAUUCACGUCUUAUCGAUUUGUCAAUUGUCCCUUUCUUCUUCAUCUGUAAUUUUGUCUCUGUCUUCUUUAGGUUUCUCAGUUACUUCACUGCACAUAGCCUCAAUGGACGAAGAGCUUCAUGUUUUAGCAGUAGAUGACAAUCUCAUUGACCGUAAACUUGUAGAGAGAAUUCUCAAGAUCUCUUCCUGCAAAGUGACAACUGCAGAAAAUGGGCUUAGAGCAUUGGAGUACUUAGGCUUGGGAGAUCCACAACAGACUGAGUCAUUAACUACCAACAGUGUUAUGAAGGUGAAUCUUAUCAUCACUGAUUAUUGUAUGCCAGGGAUGACAGGUUUUGAGCUUCUCAAGAUAGUAAAGCAGGAAUCUUCGAAUCUUAAGGAAGUACCUGUUGUGAUUUUGUCAUCAGAGAACAUUCCUACUCGCAUCAACAAGUGUUUAGCCAGCGGAGCUCAGAUGUUUAUGCAGAAGCCAUUGAAAUUAUCGGAUGUAGAGAAACUCAAGGGUCAUGUCUUAAACUGCAGGAGCUGAAGAUCUGCUUAAUCUCAAAAGCUCAUAGAAUUCUUGUUGAUUUUUCUUUUUUAAAAUAAAUGAGAUUAUUUAAAGAUUGUGUUCCUAAACAAUGACAAAGACCGUCUUGGCUAUCUCAAAACACUUCCUUUUUUUAUAUAUUUGUGAAAAAAAAAAACAAAAACGAAACAA
Brassica napus (rape) is the source of this 1332-nucleotide messenger RNA. Its product is annotated as two-component response regulator ARR17. The transcript is spliced from 5 exons. The record is from RefSeq and is a predicted model, not a curated record. The coding region runs from base 736 to 1161 and encodes 141 amino acids. Lineage: Eukaryota; Viridiplantae; Streptophyta; Magnoliopsida; Brassicales; Brassicaceae. Gene Ontology annotation, biological process: cytokinin-activated signaling pathway; phosphorelay signal transduction system.